Messenger RNA from Aspergillus ibericus CBS 121593, 2962 nucleotides. RefSeq names its product putative sterol glucosyltransferase. Lineage: Eukaryota; Fungi; Ascomycota; Eurotiomycetes; Eurotiales; Aspergillaceae. The record is from RefSeq and is a predicted model, not a curated record. Gene Ontology annotation, molecular function: UDP-glycosyltransferase activity; hexosyltransferase activity. The coding region runs from base 1 to 2544 and encodes 847 amino acids. Gene Ontology annotation, biological process: carbohydrate metabolic process. The transcript has 7 exons.
AUGGAACCCCCCUCCCGGAACGAUCAUGGCGACAGUGGUUCAUUGGAUGAACAAGCGCCUCCGCCGUAUUCACCGUAUGUGGAUGAUGGGCUCGUGGCAGAGUCGGCAGAUGUGCAAGCCGAUGGACGCGUAAAUGUUGACCUCGAUUCCAAGUUUGCCAGAACACUAGCCAAAGUUAUCGAGCUACAGCAAGAGGACCUCCACAACCCCCCUCCAGAUUACCUCUGGGGUCAGCCAGCGCAGGAACAGACGGUCGAGUGCGACAUCCAACUAAAUAUCGUGAUACAAAUCGUGGGCAGUCGGGGAGAUGUACAACCGUUCAUCGCAUUGGGGAAUGAGCUACAAAAGUAUGGGCACCGGGUUCGGCUAGCCACGCACAAUGUAUUUGCUGAUUUCGUCACUCAAUCGGGACUCGAGUUCUAUCCGAUAGGUGGUGAUCCAGCAGAGCUGAUGGCUUUUAUGGUCAAGAACCCGGGCUUAAUACCCCAGAUGGAGGCGUUGCGCGCCGGAGAGGUGCAGAAAAAGAGGGCAAUGGUGGCCGAAAUGCUCCAAGGUUGUUGGAAGUCAUGCAUCGAAGAUGAUCCAGUCACAAGGACUCCGUUUGUUGCGGAUGCGAUAAUUGCAAAUCCACCUAGCUUUGCCCAUAUCCAUUGUGCUCAGGCGCUGAGUAUCCCAGUUCACCUUAUGUUUACAAUGCCUUGGACUAGUACCAAGGCUUUUCCUCACCCGCUCGCCAACCUGAGCUCCUCGGACAUGAAUCAGAAGACAGCCAACCGGGUGUCGUAUGGUGUUGUGGAAUGGCUUACAUGGCAGGGACUAGGGGAUGUGAUCAACCGGUGGCGAGCAUCCAUUGACUUGGAGCCGGUCUCAGCAACGGAAGGACCCAUGUUGGCUGAAACAUUGAAGGUACCGUUCACUUACUGCUGGUCUCCAGCCUUGGUCCCGAGACCACAGGACUGGCCAACAAAUAUUGAUAUCUGUGGGUUCUUCUUCCGGGAGCCUCCUGCUUAUAAACCGCCGCCUGAAUUGCUGGACUUCCUGGAUUCUGGACCGGCCCCCAUAUACAUAGGCUUCGGUAGUAUCGUCAUUGAGGACCCUCAGAAGGUAACCGAGAUUAUCCUAGAAGCAGUUUCACGAACUGGUGUCCGUGCAAUUAUCUCACGGGGUUGGAGCAAACUAGGUGGUACACCAGGCCAUAAUAUCUAUUACAUUGAUGAUUGUCCACAUGAGUGGCUUUUCCAACACGUGGCCGCCGUCGUCCACCAUGGUGGUGCCGGGACAACAGCAUGUGGUCUUGCCAAUGGUCGGCCAACUACUAUUGUACCCUUCUUUGGGGACCAACCAUUCUGGGGUAACAUGUUGGCGAGAGCUGGAGCUGGGCCUAAGCCCAUUCCUUAUGCAUCGCUAAAUGCACAAGUUCUGGCCGACGCUAUCUUGUUCUGCUUGCGGCCUGCAGUGGCAAGGUCCGCACAGGAUAUUGCGCUCAAGAUGCAAGAUGAAUCAGGAGUGACCGCAGCUGUUCGAUCCUUCCAUCGCCAUCUGCCUCUGAGUAAGAUGCAUUGCUCUCUGAUGCCUAAUCAACCUGCCAUGUGGACAUACACGCGGUCCAGAGGGAAUUUGAACCUUCCCAAAAUAGCCGUCCAGACAUUGAUAGAAAACGGCAAGAUCGAUGCCAAGCAUCUUCGCUGUAAUGACAUCAACCCAAUUUACAUUGAAAACCGUCGGUGGGACCCCUUGAGCGGUAUCUUAUCUGCUUCUACAAGCACAGGAUCUGAGAUGCUCAAGUCAACUGCAGAAAUGCUUUACAACCCUUACAAAGAAUACAAACAUGGUCGUUCUCAGAAGCCUCCAGAAGCACAUACUGAGCAGGAUCUGUCACCUCUUUAUCCAGCAUCAUCCUCAUCAUCGCAUUCGAACAAGCUUCCUCCCGAUGCAAGGAGACAAUCCCCGGAUCUGGGCACAACAGUGACUCGGGUUAACAGUGAUUCCAGCAGAAGCUCCUUACUCACAGCGGGAAAUAUGGUUGGGGCUUCUCUUAAGGGAUUCGGCAAGUUCACGGGAGCAUAUUUCAAAGGCGUUGUGGUAGACCUACCCCAUGCUGCUGCGGAGGGUUUCCGGCAAGUUCCACGACUCUAUGGGGAGGAACCUAAGGACUAUGGUACGGUUCGCGAUUGGAAAACCGGUGCUACCAUGGGCGGCAAGAAUUUCGUCGAUGGCAUGACGGAUGGCUUCAAGGGAUUUUUCACCGAGCCGGUCAAGGGUGCAAGGCAAGAUGGGGCGCUGGGGGCUGUUAAAGGAUUUGCAAAAGGCACCAUUGGGCUGGCAACCAAAGUUCCUUCGGCCGGAAUAGGUCUUGUGGCUUAUCCUUUCCACGGCAUUGCGAAGACGAUUGAGACCGCCGUCAGAUCAAAGACUAGAAAGGCAAUUGUCAACGCACGGCUUAGGGAGGGGUAUGAAGUGACCAGGCAAUGGGACCUUUCAGAAGACGAGCAGCAGGAUCUUAUCCGAAGGUUCCAACUUCUCAUGCCUCGCUUAGAUUCGUGAUCGUGAUAUAUCCGUCGGCAAAUCGAUGUCACGGGAGCAUUCCAGUGUUAUCCACUGUACCUUCGGUUAACACUAAACCUGCAUGCAUGGCGUCCGCAUUCCUUGUUGUCCCCAGGGGAUUUGAUGAGUGCAGGUUCCCCUCAGUCGGGCUAUUUGGGUGGCAUCUCCUCCGUGCUGCAUUUGCGAGUGACCGCCUGUCAGGCCCGUAUACAAUGCAGAUUAUUGGGCCCCACCCAGAUGCAUGGCUUCAACUAAUGGAUCCUAUUGGCAUAUAGUCCGACUAGCUUCAUGAUGCGAUUGCAUAGCGAGUCUGCCUGUCAUGGAGGAAUGCUGCAUACCACGUGUCCUCCCCUGUUUCUUUAUUUUUCCUCUUGUUGUUUUUUGUUUUCUUCACGAUCCUCUUAAAUCCCAUCUUGCU